UAAACCCCAAGACCAAGGUUUUAAAUAGGGUUUUUGGGAGACAGAGAAGACCAACGCUGCGCUCAUCCAUGGCCAACUUCGCAUCUCGAAGCGCUCAGCUCCGAUACUUCCGUCGGUAUCUCUGCUCUCGCGCUCUCAAUCGAUGUUCCUCCACACAGCCAUCAUCCCCACUCAAAUUCUGCAAUCACUUCUCUUCCCAAUCGAUUAUGCCUCUUCGACCUGGAAUCCAGACUCUAAUGAUGCACCAUAGAUAUCUAUGCAGUACAGCUGCUAAAUCUGAUUCUGGGGAAGGGCAAAAAUCGGAUCAGAGCAGUGAUGCCGGAAAAGCUGUUCGAGGCGGGCCUGUUUCAUGGUUGAGCUUUCUUUUGCUGAUUUUCACUGGAGCAGGAUUGGUAUUCUACUAUGAUAAUGAAAAGAAACGACACAUUGAAGAAAUAAAUGCCUCCUCAACUGCAGUAAAAGAGGGACCAUCUGCUGGAAAAGCAGCCAUUGGGGGCCCAUUCAAUCUUAUCAAUGAUGAGGGCAAAAAUGUUACUGAGAAAGACUUUUUUGGAAAAUGGACAUUGAUAUAUUUUGGUUUCACUCACUGCCCUGAUAUCUGCCCAGAUGAGCUAAUAAAGGUGGCUGAUGCAGUUGAUAAGAUAAAGGCAAAAAUAGGGGUUGAUAUUGUGCCUGUUUUCAUCUCAGUUGAUCCUGAGAGAGAUACUGUUGAGCAAGUGCACGAAUAUGUCAAAGAGUUCCAUCCCAACUUAAUUGGAUUAACUGGUAACCCGGAUGAGGUACGGAAAGCUGCUCGUGCUUAUCGAGUUUAUUAUAUGAAGACAGAAGAGGAAGGCUCAGACUACCUUGUAGAUCACUCCAUCAUGAUGUACUUGAUGGGUCCUAAGAUGGAUUUUGUGAAAAAUUUUGGGAAGAAUAAUGAUGUCGAUUCACUUGCUAAUGGGAUAAUCGAAGCCAUGAAGAAAUACAAACCCUAAGAUUACUACUUCAUGGUUGCUUGCUGAAAGACAUUUUUUAGUUCUUGAAUUUUGGAGCAUCGCCUCAGGCAAAAGCACUUACAAUUUUCCCCGGUAUUUAUUUUUGUUUCCUUGCAAAUCUCUGUUGUAGGAGGAUGUUGAUAUGAUAAGUUGGUAAACUCUACCAGAUAUUGGGAAAUUGUUUCGAUAGAUAAAGUUGAUUGUUGAUUACUGUUGGCAUAUAAGUCUCAUAGAUCUGCUUGGGAAGAUCUAGAAAGGCACCAUCUAUUGGAAGAGUUGUUCUUCUCGUCUUAUUUGUUUGA
This is a messenger RNA of Vitis riparia (riverbank grape), 1279 nucleotides long. RefSeq names its product protein SCO1 homolog 1, mitochondrial. Gene Ontology annotation, biological process: mitochondrial respiratory chain complex IV assembly. NCBI's taxonomy places the organism in Eukaryota, Viridiplantae, Streptophyta, Magnoliopsida, Vitales, Vitaceae. Bases 69 to 977 code for a protein of 302 amino acids. The record is from RefSeq and is a predicted model, not a curated record. The transcript has 7 exons.